Drosophila biarmipes is the source of this 6554-nucleotide messenger RNA. RefSeq names its product serine/threonine-protein kinase minibrain (gene mnb). The record is from RefSeq and is a predicted model, not a curated record. Gene Ontology annotation, cellular component: nucleus. The transcript is spliced from 9 exons. The coding region runs from base 1681 to 3513 and encodes 610 amino acids. Lineage: Eukaryota; Metazoa; Arthropoda; Insecta; Diptera; Drosophilidae. Gene Ontology annotation, biological process: peptidyl-threonine phosphorylation; positive regulation of DNA-templated transcription; protein autophosphorylation. Gene Ontology annotation, molecular function: protein serine/threonine kinase activity; ATP binding; protein serine/threonine/tyrosine kinase activity.
UCGUUUUCAUUCUCUCGAUUUUCCCGAACUUCGUAGCUGGCAGCGAAAAUGCAGCGCGAAAGCACACGGUGUUAAACAGUAAAUAACGGGCGGCGGAGCCACUGCUGAAUCAAGUAAAUCGUGGAUAAACACGCGGGCAGAGGUUCGGCGAAGCAAACUGCGUAGGGCGGUCGCUGGAAGCACGGGAAAGGCGAAAAUUCAACGCUUCGAGUUAGCAUCUCGUCUCCCCGAUUCGCUCGUGUCUGUGUAUGCGUGCGGGUGCGUGAGUGUAGGUGUGUUUUUUUUCCUCUUUGGUGUGUGUGAGUGUGUGUGCCUUUUUUUGUACACUGCGCUCUUUUUGUGGCAGACGGGCGGAAAAGGAGAAAAACCGAAGAGAGAGCUGCGGAAAAUGAAAAGAAAAUGUGAAAAGCCGAGCAGUUAAUUAGGCGGCACCAGUACGAAGUGGAAACACGAAAAGGAGCAGCAUCAUUGGCAACAACAACAACGCAACAACGGCGGCAGCUGCAGCCAGCGACAACUACAGUCAUGUGCGGCUUAACUGCGGCGCAGCGGGUUUAACAAGGCCGAAAGCCUGGAAAUAGUUGACCAGAAGGAAAAACAGCGGCGGAGGCGAGCAUAAAAUAAGUCCAGAAUCCACAACAACAACAACAGACGCAGUACAGUUUUGUAAACAAAGCGUGGCGACGAUUGAUAUCAAAUCGCGCGCUGCCGUCCGCAGUGAUGUAAAUUGUAAAUGUGUAACCAAACAAAACAAAAGAGUUAAAAAAUUAAAGUGCCGAGACAAUGUUUCAGCAAAAUGUUGAUAAUAGCGGUGGCCAAAAAUUACCAUAAAACCGGAACUACACUAACUUGAGAAAAUCGAUAGGGUGCAUAGGAAAGAAAUCGAUAAAAUACAAGAUAAAAUAAUACCCUCCCUGCCAGGGUGUAGAAAUCAACAAGAAGCGCAGAAGAAAGCCAGAUCGCAAUAGUUUUGCUUUCUUCUCAGAUUUCCCUCGUGCGUCUGUGUAUGUGUGUGUGUUUUGUUUUCAUUAGAGCACACACACGCUCCCGUUGUGUGGGAGUGUGUGUAAUUGCAAUGCUAAGCGGUAAAUAAACGGAAAGAGCAAUAACAACAGCAGCAACAACAACAGCGGAGGAGAAACGUGUUUUGGUUUUGUUUGUUUCAUAAACGUUUGACACUGUACACUGCAAAAAUAACGCAUCUAUAAAUCAUAAACGCAAAUAAACGGUAAAGCAAAUUCAACAAAAGACUUGAAACUUGUGUUCAUAAUCUUAAACAAAAACAACAAAAAGUAUUCGAACCUAAAAAUAUAUACGGAAAAAUAUAUAUUAUACAAAACCACAUAAAUAUAAAUGUUUACUGGUACACACCAAACAAGAAUUAAUUAAAAUAAUAUGCAACAACAACGACACAAAGGAUAACGAAAGGAAUACAAAAUACACUAAAAACUACUUAAUUUAUAGUAAACAAAAUCACAAGUAACCAAAAUCAGACGUAAAGAUAUAUAAAAAAUACAACUUCAACAAUCUAACCAAAUCGCAUGAACAAAUAACGCAAUAUAUAUAUACAUUUAUAUAUAUUUAUAUAAACCCGAGUAUAUAUAUGUCAAGCACAUAUAGGAGUAAACCAACCCAAGUAACGAUUCAUUAUUCAGCGCAAAACCAACAAACAUCAGCCCCAUGUAUAGAUUAGAGGAUACGAAUAGCGGAGGCGUUAUGGAUAAGAACAAACAGAAACUAUCCGCCUAUGGGUCCAGCGGGGGCAGCGUCGCCGUCGACGCGCCCCAGGGCAGCGGGAGCGGGGGCGGAAGACAGCGCCACGCCCCCCUCUACGGACGCUUCGUCGUCGAAGAGGACCUGCCUGCCACGCACCGGGAUGUCAUGCACCACCAUUCUAGUCCCUCGUCUUCGUCGGAGGUGCGCGCCAUGCAGGCCCGUAUUCCCACCCACUUUCGGGACCCCUCCUCGGGACCUUUGCGCAAGCUGAGUGUCGAACUGAUAAAAACCUACAAGCACAUCAACGAGGUUUACUAUGCGAAAAAGAAACGCCGUGCCCAGCAGACGCAAGGAGACGACGACUCGUCCAACAAAAAGGAGCGAAAGCUGUAUAACGAUGGCUAUGACGACGAUAAUCACGAUUAUAUAAUCAAGAAUGGCGAAAAGUUUUUGGAUCGCUACGAGAUUGACUCGCUAAUCGGCAAAGGCAGUUUUGGCCAGGUGGUGAAGGCUUAUGACCACGAGGAGCAGUGCCACGUGGCGAUCAAGAUAAUUAAGAAUAAGAAACCGUUCCUAAACCAGGCACAGAUCGAGGUUAAGCUGCUCGAGAUGAUGAACCGGGCAGAUGCCGAAAACAAAUACUACAUUGUUAAGCUCAAGCGGCACUUUAUGUGGCGCAAUCACCUGUGCCUGGUGUUCGAGCUGCUCUCAUACAACCUGUACGAUUUGCUGCGGAACACCAACUUCCGGGGCGUUUCGCUGAACCUCACGCGCAAGUUCGCCCAGCAGCUGUGCACCGCACUGCUCUUCCUCAGCACCCCCGAACUGAACAUAAUUCACUGUGAUUUGAAGCCUGAGAACAUCCUGCUGUGCAACCCGAAGCGCUCGGCGAUCAAGAUCGUUGACUUUGGCAGCUCCUGCCAGCUGGGACAGCGGAUCUACCACUACAUCCAGUCGCGCUUCUACCGCUCGCCGGAGGUGCUCCUGGGCAUUCAGUAUGACCUGGCCAUCGAUAUGUGGUCGCUGGGCUGCAUCCUAGUCGAGAUGCACACCGGCGAGCCGCUCUUCUCCGGCUGCAACGAAAUGGACCAGAUGAACAAGAUCGUCGAGGUGCUGGGCAUGCCCCCGAAGUAUUUACUCGACCAGGCGCACAAGACCCGCAAAUUCUUCGAUAAGAUCGUGGCCGAUGGCUCGUAUGUGCUGAAGAAGAACCAGAACGGCAGGAAGUACAAGCCGCCGGGAUCCCGCAAGCUGCACGACAUCCUGGGCGUGGAAACAGGCGGUCCGGGGGGCAGGCGUCUCGAUGAGCCGGGUCACUCCGUCUCGGACUAUCUCAAGUUUAAGGAUCUGAUCCUGCGCAUGCUCGACUUCGAUCCCAAGACCCGGGUCACGCCCUACUAUGCCCUGCAGCACAACUUCUUCAAGCGCACGGCCGAUGAGGCGACCAACACGAGCGGCGCGGGCGCCACAGCGAAUGCAGGAGCCGGUGGCUCCGGAUCCAGCGGAGCAGGAGGAUCCAGUGGCGGUGGCGGCGGCGGUGGUGGCCUGGGAACGAGCAGCAGCAGUAGCGGUGCGGUCUCCUCAUCCAGUGCAGCGGCACCGACGGCGGCAACAGCAGCGGCCACGGCCGCCGGAUCCUCGGGCUCGGGGUCUGGCGUCGGUGGCGGAUCGUCCGCAGCGCAGCAACAGCAGGCGAUGCCAUUGCCCCUGCCCCUGCCGCUGCCACUGCCAAUGCCACCACUCGUGGGUCCUGGCGGUGCGUCAGAUGCACAGUGUCACGCAGAUGAUCGCCGAUGACCGGCAACAGCAGCGGCAGCAACAUCUGCGGCAGCAACAGCGGCAGCAGCAACAUCAUCGACUGCAGCGGCAGCUUCAAGGAUGCCCCAGCAGUAACCAGUAACCAGUAACCAGCAAUAUGCAAUAUGCCACGUACAACAAGCAACAUUAGGAGCGGCCGCAACACCUGCAGUCCGGUGAUCCGCUGGUCAUGUUAUCUAUCUAAAUAUCUAUUAUCUCACGGAUCCGGCGUUUUGUAAAUAAGCAUUUCACCGUUCAUUCACUUUCUCUCUCUUUCGCGUCUAUCUCCGUCUCUGUCUAUCUCCUCAAACGCCACUAGAAAACACUACAGAUAUUAGUUUCUCCUAUAAGCAUUAACGUGGCGCCUUCCCUGAUUUCCAUAACCGUCAUUUUUUUUUUUAGAAUUUAAUAUGUAAUUUGUAUUAUGCUCACGCAUUUUAAGCGCUCGGAUGAAGAUACAAUCGUGUGUUAAGUGUUUGAUGUUUUUUUGUCAACUCAAAUUAUGCAGAAAAUGUCUAAGAAUUAAUAGCUUAAGUCUAGGCAUUUAGUGUCAUAGAAUACGAAGAGUUUGCGAAUUCAUAAGCGUAAUAAUAAGAGGAAUCCUUAACGACUUUCUUAAUGACUGCCAUACAUAUUUACAUACUUCUUAAUAAACAUACAUAUAUGCAUAAGUACAGGUACACUCGAGUAAAACGACACUGAGAGAAAUCAGCAGGCAGCAGCAGGGGAUCUUGUAGGAAUACGCAUGUGUAAAUUGUUCCGUGACUGGGAAGAAUCAUUCUUUUCUGUUUAAAUAGUUUUUAAAUUUUUUGGUUUUAUAAGUACUCUACCUUUGUAAUGCACAUAAACUGAUAAAGGGUUUCAUGGAAAUUUGUUACCGAUAUGAACUCGCCCACUUAAGGUGUUAAUGAGUAGGCAAUGAUGUAUCUUACUUUCAAUGAUUACAUUUCACAGAACAUUUUCCCUUAUUUUUAGUUGUGUAAUCAGAGUCCUUUUAUAAGGAACAAAAAGCGAUGAAUCUUAAACCCAAUUUUGUACACAGUCCCACAGUUUCCUCAGUCGAAAUAAACGACCCUGCUGUUUACAAUUGAAAGAAAAGAUUAAGUGCUAAAACCGAAAAUUGAACAUUUGAAGAAGCGAUAAUGGAUCUCAGUGAAUAUGCGAAAUACGAAACACAAAUCAUAGUCUGUAAAAAGUAUAAAUCCAAAACAAAAAUCGUAGACAUGUAAAAACGAAACAAAAUUCACACGAAGAGAAGAGAGGAAACCGUUUAGUAAACCAAAGUACAUAAACAAGAGUCAAGUAAUUAAAAGUGAACUUAAUGGAAAAACCCAGUUUGUAACAUAGACAUAAAUAGAUAUUUUUUGUUCCCUCAAUUUGGAGCCUUGUAAGUGAGGUAAAAGCAAAUGAUAAUGGUUUUUCUCCAAUUUUGUUCUUCGAAGAAUACAUGUUUCUAUUAUUUUACACAUUAAAACAGUUUCGAAAACGAAUAAAUGCCGUAUAUUAUAUGAAAACGAUUAACCCUUUAAAACUUGAAGUUAAUGCCCAAUUUACCCAGUCAAGAAUGAGUUUUUAGGAUUUAACCUCGAUUUGAAGUGCAUUAUGUUUGCUUUUACGAUCACUUUUACGGUAGUGGUAAAACACUUUAUUGGCAUUAAGGGUUAACCGAACCGAGCUUUCCCGCUCUCUUUCUCAGUCUUUUGGGAAUCUACAGGGAUUUCGUGUAACGGAACCUCGGAAGGAGAGCGAGGGAGCAAGCGAUAGCCGCUUUCUUUUGUGAUAAAAAACCGCUAAGAAUAUUUAAAUUUCUAAAGUCUUAACAUGCCUAUAUCUUCAAAAAGUUCGGGCCUUGUUAAAGUGAAAAAAACGGGCAGAAAUGUUGAAUGACAAAGGUAAUACAAACACACUCUCAGAAAUAAAGCAGCGGUAAAUAUAUAAAUAUAUACAUAACAGUUUUAAUUGGAACGAUCGAUAAGCGAUAACCGAAAACCAAAUGCGAUAAGUAUCGAUAGUGCGACAAAUAUGCGAAAUACGAGUUAAAAACCAAACACAAAUCAUAGUUUGUAAAAAGUAUAAAGUCGUAGGCAUGUAAAAAUAGCAAAAAAUUAAGAAUUGGUAACGGAAUGAUGGCGUUUAGUAAACCAUAAAAAGUGAAUAAGAAAACUAAUAAAAAUCGUAUAGCAAGCAUAACAAAUGAAAUCAGUACGUACUAAAGAGGAGAUCUUUAGCAUUUAAUAAAUUAACAUACAUACAUCUAUAUAUAAACACUUACGAGUAAUUAUGCGGAAAACUCAAUUAAUUUUAUUAGACACAAACCGAAAGGCAGACAGAAAAGCGGAUACGAAAUACAUAUAAAGUAAAUAUUUAUUAAAAUUAGAGGUUAGCCCCGAACGAAAAUGAUCCAUGAUCCAUGAAUUUAACAGCAACCGGAGAGACACUAAACGAAACUUGUGUAAAAUACUAAAGCCCGAAAAGCGAGUGUUAUAGGUCGAAUAAGAUUAAAAGUCACCAAACCAUACAUAGACACACCCACACCCAAAGAACACAUGCAAUAAUGACGAUAACUGCAACGAUAACGAUAACCAAUUGUUAUGUAGGCAGAGUUGCAUUUUGGAAUGAAAGCGGAAACGGAAGCGAAAAGGAGGUGCAAUAGAGGAAAUGAGGAGGGAAAAGUCGGGAAACCAUAAUGCAUUUUUUUUACAAAACAGUAUUGCAAAAAUAUGAAAAUUCAAGUUUAAACCAAAUUAAGAAAAAAACACGAAAAGCACUCACACACACACACAACAGACAGACCGACACACAUAUGGACAUGCAACAUAUGUGGCAUUUAUAUAAUAUAAACAUACGACAGCUGAUGGUUUAAGUUGAAUAAGUACGAGAUAAUUUAUUAACGAUUAAUGAAACCGAAAUGGAAACUUUACCGAAACCAAACCAGAAAGGAAUUCAUAAAAAACUAAAGCAAACCAAAGCAAAAGACAAAACUUACAAAAAAAAGUGAGAAAAAAAAUCUUCAAUAAAAACAUAUGAUAUAAUCAACAAAA